GAAGAUUUCCGUUUCCACUAAUAGAUUACUUUAUCAUCAAGCUCCUUCCUAAUAUAAAGAUUGCUCAUCAUCUCCUUUCACAUUUCAACUCUUCUCGCAUCAACAACAUGACCGACACCACACCAACCGCUCUCACUCAGCUGCCCGAAGCAUCAACCCGUCGUCGCUACAACACCACCGAACUACAAGACUAUUUCACCAGAAUCAACCUUUCUCACAAAUAUCUCGACUCGCCUGUUUUGAAAGACGCCGCUCUCGCGAGGACGAAAGAACAUGGUCUUCCAUUACUAGAAGCGCUAUGUCGCCAUCACACUACCGCCAUCCCCUUCGAAAACCUCAUCCUCCACUACUCUGCCAACAAGAAAGUGACCCUCGACUUAUCAGACCUGUACACCUGGUUCGUCAAAAAGCGCCGCGGUGGCCGGUGUAUGGAAAACAACAGUUUCUUCGGCACAGUGUUGCGGUCUAUUGGCUAUCGCGUGCGGAAUUGCGGAGGUAGGGUGUCGAGGGCUAUGAGUGCUUUUCCAGAGGUCAGGGAGAAGCAGGCGCAUACGUAUGAUGGAUGGAACCAUAUGCUUAAUCUUGUGCGUUUGGAGGGUGAGUGGUAUGUGGUUGAUGUAGGUAUGGGAGCGAUGGGGCCAAAUUUGCCGUAUCCUCUACGCGACAAUUACGAGACUGUCAGUAUUGCUCCGAGGAAAAUUCGGAUCCAACAACGAGCGAUUGGAGAGUCUUAUGCAGAGGAAGACGCACCGAAGAUGUGGUGUUAUGAUGUUUGCUAUGAUCCAAGCAAAGGUGCAGACAACAAGUGGAUCCCUACUUACUGUUUCACGGAGACGGAGUUCUUACCUCAGGACUAUGAGAUGAUGUCUUGGUUUACAUCUACGCAUGGCAACUCGUUCUUUACGCGUUACAUGACGGCCACGAGGAUGAUCAUGGAUCCCGAGCAAGAGAAGAUUAUCGGCAGUGUUACUCUCUUCGAGGCCACUAUCAGAGAGAGUAUCGGAAGUGAGCGCAAGGUCAUCAAGGAAUGCAAGACGGAGGAUGAGCGGAUCGAGUCGUUGAAGGUGAUUUAUGGGAUUGAAUUGACUGAUGAGGAAAAGAAUGGCGUUCCUUCCGCUCUCAGGUUGGCCUGAUCGCCUACCGUGAGGUCUCGAAACUGAACACCAGGGCUGGUGAUACAUCGACCACGCUGCAACGAUCUUUCUAGCCCGCGAUGAAAGGGUAGCCAUCUUCUCACAUAGAAUCAAUAGACUAGCUUGGCAGACACGAUCCAUUCUUCAGCAUCUUUUCAAGUAGGGAUG
Messenger RNA from Aureobasidium pullulans EXF-150, 1301 nucleotides. RefSeq names its product N-hydroxyarylamine O-acetyltransferase. Bases 108 to 1133 code for a protein of 341 amino acids. Gene Ontology annotation, molecular function: acetyltransferase activity. Lineage: Eukaryota; Fungi; Ascomycota; Dothideomycetes; Dothideales; Saccotheciaceae. The transcript has a single exon. The record is from RefSeq and is a predicted model, not a curated record.